AUGGGAAGGAAAUUAGAUGCUUUACUUGGAAAGGGCUUCAAAACAUCAAAAUUCAAAGCCACUUUGAACCUCGCCUUAUCCCGCCUUUCCGUGCUCAAGAACCAGCGCCAUGCUCGCUGCUCGGUAGCCCGCUCAGAUGUAGUGGAGUUCCUUAAUCUUGGCCACCAUGAUAGAGCCCUUCUAAGGGUUGAGCAAGUGAUAAAGGAGCAAAAUAUGUUGGAUGUUUUUACUGUUAUGGAGGGCUAUUGCAAUCUGUUGAUAGAGAGAAUUAACCUCAUAGAGCAAGAAAAAGUGUGUCCUGAUGAAUUGAAGGAAGCUGCAUCAAGCUUGAUUUAUGCCACUACAAGAUGUGGGGAAUUCCCGGAACUUCAUGAGCUUCGUGCGAUUUUCAUAUCACGAUAUGGGAAAGAGUUUGCAGCUCGCGCUGCUGAAUUGCGUAACAAUUGUGGAGUUAAUCUUCAGAUUAUACAGAAGCUUUCAACUAGAAUGCCAAGCUUGGAGAGCAAAAUGAAGGUUGUUAAGGAGAUUGCUUCAGAGUAUAACAUUGUUCUUCAAAUUGAGGAGACUCCAUCAGCCGCUAGAGUGGAAAUUCCGGAUUCAGAGCACAAAAGCCCGUCCACCCCGUCAGGAGUUUCUACUCCAGGAGAAAAUAGGGUCGUACUGCCUGAAGAUAUAGAAAGGGUCCAAGAUUUCUCAGAUUCAGUAAAAAUGAGGAAGAAAUACAGGGAUGUGGCUCAUGCAGCCCAAGCAGCUUUUGAGUCAGCAGCUUAUGCUGCAGAAGCUGCAAGAGCAGCAGUUGAACUGUCUCGAUCUGAAUCAACAGAUCCCGAUGACCCGAGUAGUCCAAACCUCCGACCGAGGAAAGUAUCAGCUAAGCUUGAAUUUGCGAAAUCUAAACUUCAAACCGAUGAGGAUACACAAGUUGAACUGAAAUACGAGAAAAUCCAUUCAGUUCAGAACUACGAUUUGGAAAAUCAAGAUGGAAGUUUACGUAUGGAGCAGUUUAAGCAGAGGGAGAACGGAACACAGUACAGCAGAUCACCAUCUGAUUCUAGUUUGGAUUCGAUAGAUGACAAUGUGAAGGAAACUAACAUGUCGUCUGAUGAAAAGAUGCAGACACAGACAUUGGAGAGGGAGAUAGUUUUUGAUAAAAGUGAUGAUGAAAAUGAACAUGAAAGAUUAUCGAAGGCUUAUAACUUCGAUUCCAUCAUUCGAGACAAGAUACCAGAAGGGAGCAGCAGAGAUCCUCAAUAUUCUCAAACUCGACUGGAAAUGGAAAUGGAGUCGAGGCCUGAAGAUUCUCGGGUAAACUUUGCUGAUGAAAUAAGGGGGCAGGGUGUAGAACAUUUGACUAUUAAAAAGAGUCCGAUUUCUGUGAGGACCAGACGCACAUAUGGCCGGUGA
This is a messenger RNA of Fraxinus pennsylvanica, 1404 nucleotides long. NCBI's taxonomy places the organism in Eukaryota, Viridiplantae, Streptophyta, Magnoliopsida, Lamiales, Oleaceae. The record is from the annotation of a GenBank genome assembly.